AUGUCCUUACCUUUCUUGACAUCGGCACCCGGUAAAGUUAUCAUCUUUGGUGAACAUUCAGCUGUCUAUAGUGAGCCUGCUGUUGCUGCUAGUGUCUCUUCUCUGAGAACUUAUCUUUUAGUCUCAAAACAUGAGGAUUCCAACGCGGUAGAGCUGGACUUUCCCGACAUCCAAUUCAAGCACAAGUGGUCUCAUGAUGAGUUUCGUAGUAUUUUGGAGAAUCGGGAGGCUUUGGAUGAGGCCCGUUCGAAUACUAGAGAGCUAUCGAGCAAAUUGGUUGCAGCUUUAAAAGUUUUGCAUUCGGAAUUGAAGGAUUCCCUAUCUUAUCAUGCGGCAUUCUCCUUCUCAUACUUGUACUUGUGCCUAUGUCCAGAAGUUAGAGGUGUGAGAUUUACUGUUAAGUCUACCUUACCAAUUGGAGCUGGUUUGGGAUCGAGUGCAUCACUUUCGGUGGCUUUGGUGUUGGCGAUGACCAGGUUGAAUGGUGUGAUCGACUCCAGCAAUGAAUUUUCGGUACAGGACAAGAAACUAAUUAAUGAGUGGUCGUUUGUGUGUGAGAAGUGUAUACACGGUACACCAUCUGGUAUUGAUAACGCAGUGGCAACAUACGGUAAUGCAGUAUUGUUCAAGAGAGAGAUGGACGGCGCUACCAACUUCGAGUUUGUCGAGGAUUUUCCACAGGUGCCCAUGCUAUUGACCUACACCAAAAUUCCACGUUCUACCAAGAACCUUGUCUCAAGCGUUAGGGAUCUCGUUUCGAGGCAACCGAAUAUCGUCAAGCCCAUUCUUGUAGCCAUGGGACAACUAGCUAUCAGAGGCGCGGAGAUCCUGGAUUCUCUGAAUGACGAAAAUCAUAAAGAGUUGGUAGAGUUAGUUCGAGUAAACCAUGGUUUGUUAGUGGCCCUUGGCGUUUCUCAUCCAGGUUUGGAAAUUGUCAGAUCGUUAAGCGAUACUUUGAGAAUUGGUUCAACCAAGCUAACUGGAGCUGGUGGAGGUGGUUGUGCUCUCACAAUGUUAACGAAGGAUGCAAAUGGAUUAGCGAUCGAAGAGUUCAGAGAGAAGUUGGAAACGGAACAUGGGUAUGAGUUGUACCAGACUCAACUUGGUGGAGUCGGGUGUAGUUUCUUGCCCAACGAGGUCAUCGGCAACCAAGACCUUGAACGCAUUUACAAGAUAUUUAACGGAGAGAUGGACAAAAAGCAUUUGGAUGAAUUUUUACUUCCUGGGAAAUGCCCACUGCCUUGGAUAGUUUAA
Molecule: messenger RNA, 1254 nt
Organism: Torulaspora delbrueckii
Lineage: Eukaryota; Fungi; Ascomycota; Saccharomycetes; Saccharomycetales; Saccharomycetaceae
Gene: ERG12
Product: mevalonate kinase
Exons: 1
Coding region: 1-1254 (417 amino acids)
Biological process (GO): isoprenoid biosynthetic process; ergosterol biosynthetic process
Cellular component (GO): cytoplasm
Molecular function (GO): mevalonate kinase activity; ATP binding
Source: RefSeq, a predicted model, not a curated record